Molecule: messenger RNA, 1566 nt
Organism: Purpureocillium lilacinum
Lineage: Eukaryota; Fungi; Ascomycota; Sordariomycetes; Hypocreales; Ophiocordycipitaceae
Source: RefSeq, a predicted model, not a curated record
AUGGGUUGGCAGGACUACGACACGGCGCGGGCCAAGAAGCGCCUCAUCGUGCUCUGCGACGGCACUUGGAUGAACAGCGACUACGGCUAUGUCAAGCCCGGCCUCCUCAACGGCAAGGGCGGCCUGCAGGUGCCUUCGAACGUGACGCGCAUUUCGCGCUGCUUCAAGCGCCGGUGCGGCGACGGGACCUUGCAGAUCAUCAACUACGAGUCGGGCGUCGGCAGCGGGAGCAACAUGCUGGACAGCGUGACCGGAGGCGCCUUUGGCGUCGGCCUGGCAGAGGUGAGUCUGCGCGUCCGCGAGGCGUACGCCUACCUAUGCGCCAACUACCGCGACGGCGACGAAAUCUUUCUCGUGGGCUUCUCCCGGGGUGCAUUUACUGCCCGCUCCGUCGCCGGCAUGAUUGCCAAUCUCGGCCUGCUCACGCGCGAGGGCGUUGAACACUUCUACCCCAUCUUCAAGGAUAUGCAGCACUGGAUGGACGACGACUACGACGACCCAUUCCCGAACAGCCCCUUCCCGGACAAGCCCAAGGGCCCGCACGCCGACGAAGAGUACCGCGUCCGCCUCGCCAAGAUGGGAUACACGCGCGUCCAGCAGCAGAACGGUGCCCCCAUCACCAUCAAGGCCGUCUGCGUCUGGGACACGGUCGGUAGCCUGGGAAUCCCGCGCAUAGCCUGGCUUGAAAAGAUGGGCAUCCAGCACGCUUUUCAGGCCCUCGCCCUCGAUGAGACCCGACCGCCAUUCAGUCCCGCCGUCUGGGAGCGCCCACGGAAAAUGAGGCUCAGGACAGACCUUAGGCAGGUCUGGUUUCCUGGAAAUCACGGAAACUGCGGGGGCGGCUGGGAUGACCAGGGGAUGAUGGAUCAGAUGGCAAGUGUGGGUGUCGAGUUUGACAGGCCGUCGCUCGACCGAGUUAUCCAGCAAUCUACAGAAUUCUACAUGCAGGCUCGUGCACAAAACGCUAAAAAGAGUCGCCGAGUUAUGCAGCAGUGGGCUGUGGAUCCCAUCUACGAGAGCAACCGGCCGGUUCGACCAUGGGCUCUGGGUCAGAUUCAAAAGGACUCGAGCCUCCUCUUCAAACUCUCGGGCGAGACGACAAGGACGCCUGGCAUUUACCGGCAGGUCGACCCCAAGACGAGACUCGAGAGGGGCAAGUUUCUUGAAGACACAAACGAGAGCGUCCACAGCUCUGUGCGAGUCCGUCUGGCGUGCGAGGGGCUCGGCCUGAACGACCAGUCAAUAUGGACCUGCAAGGCGCUCGCGGACUGGCGGCUCAAAAGGGUCACGGUCGCCCGCGACGUCCCCGUGCGGGACGCAAGUGGCCGCGAGUUCUACAAGGAGCAGCUGGAGGAGCGCUGGGUGUGGAAGUACGUGGGAGACGAGAGGCGCGCGCCUGAAGAUCCGAACCAGAGGACCAUGUGGGAGGAGCCGCUUGGGUACUACGAGCGGUACCUGCUCGACAUAUCGGGAGGCUCGCCGAACGUGUUUGACUAUGCUGACAGGAGGGCGAAUAAAAGCAAAAGGAGGAAGCCGUCGUCGCGACCGAGGAGGCGGCGUCAAUAG